This is a messenger RNA of Corythoichthys intestinalis (scribbled pipefish), 2010 nucleotides long. Its product is annotated as src substrate cortactin-like. Lineage: Eukaryota; Metazoa; Chordata; Actinopteri; Syngnathiformes; Syngnathidae. The coding region runs from base 212 to 1690 and encodes 492 amino acids. Gene Ontology annotation, cellular component: cortical actin cytoskeleton; lamellipodium; actin filament. Gene Ontology annotation, molecular function: actin filament binding. The record is from RefSeq and is a predicted model, not a curated record. Gene Ontology annotation, biological process: regulation of actin filament polymerization. The transcript is spliced from 15 exons.
GUGACGUCAUCACGCCUGAGAACGGGAUAAGUGGGAGAACAGGAAGAUCCCAGAAGCGAGCGUACCUCCCCAUCUGCGAGCAGGACGAGAACACAACACCUUCCCUUAAUAUUCGCCUGAACGUCAGACUAACAGGAUUCUGGACGGACUUCCAUCUGUAGCGGACGAGAAAGUACAGUACUCCUGGGUGUUUCACAACGGUUAACUAAAGAUGUGGAAGGCAGCAGCAGGACAGUCAGUCAAGAUGACUAUAGAUGAUGGAGGUGACGACUGGGAGACUGACCCCGACUUUGAGAACGAUGUAUCCGAGAAGGAGCAGCGCUGGGGUGCCAAGACGGUGGCUGGUUCAGGACAUCAGGAACACAUAAAUAUCCACCAUCUGCGUGAAACCGUGUCAACUGAGCACACAAGCUUGAAACAGCAGGAGUUGGACAACAUGCCCAAGGCCUCGCAUGGAUAUGGAGGAAAAUUUGGGGUGCAGCAGGACCGCAUGGACAAGUCUGCUGUAGGACAUGAAUACCAGAGCAAGUUGUCCAAGCACUGCUCGCAAACUGAUAAUGCCAAGGGCUUCGGAGGGAAGUAUGGAGUUCAAGCUGACCGCGUAGACCAGUCCGCAGUUGGCUUUGAGUAUGCUGGGAAGACAGAGAAACAUGCUUCACAGAAAGACUACAACGCUGGGUUUGGAGGGAAAUACGGAGUACAGGCAGAUCGUGUUGACCGGAGCGCAGUGGGCUUUGAUUACCAAGGCAAAACGGAGAAACACGAGUCUCAGAAAGAUUAUGCAAAGGGUUUUGGCGGGAAAUUUGGUGUGGAGACCGACAAAGUGGACAAGAGUGCUGUGGGCUUUGAAUACCAGGGCAAAACUGAGAGACACGAGUCGCAGAAAGACUAUGUCAAAGGUUUUGGAGGCAAAUUUGGAGUUCAGACAGACCGACAGGAUAAAUCUGCUCUGGGAUGGGACCAUCAGGAGAAAGUACAACUUCAUGAGUCCCAGAAAGAUUACGCCAAAGGUUUUGGAGGGAAAUAUGGUGUCCAGAAUGACCGGAUGGAUAAGAGUGCUGGCACGUUUGAAGAUGUUGAGAAACCCAAAUCGUCUUACCAGAAAACUAGACCCGUGGAGGCUGCUGGCAGCAGCACAGGAAGUAUUAAGGCCCAGUUUGAGAAUAUUGCCAAGCAGAAGGAAGAAGAGGACCGAAGAAGAGCUGAAGAUGAGCGAGCACGUCGACAGGCCAAGGAGAGACAGGAGCAAGAGGAGGCACGACGUAGAUUGGAAAUGCAGGCCAAAGCUCCUUCUCCGGUUCCUGUUGCGGCAAGCCCCAGUCCCACACCCAGCCCGACUCCAGCUGUCCAGCCAGCCUUUUCUUCAGCAUAUGAGAAUACAAAUGAUGUAACCUAUGAUGCUUCUGCUGAGAAUGGAGAGCAGCAAUAUGAACAGGGUGGCCUCUAUGAAGAGCCAGAGGCACUUUAUCAGGCCCCUGCUGAAGAGGAGCAGCAUUACGAGAUUGGCGAGGACACCGGGGUAACCGCGGUGGCGCUCUACGACUACCAAGCAGCUGGCGAGGACGAGAUCUCCUUCGACCCUGAUGACAUCAUCACCAACAUUGAAAUGAUUGACGAAGGCUGGUGGCGUGGCGUUUGCAGAGGGGCUUACGGUCUUUUCCCCGCCAAUUACGUCGAAGUACGGCAAUGAUGUCAUUGCCCGAAAAGGAGAGGAUGUCAAAUUGGUUCCUUUUCGCGCCUUGGUCUAUUUUCUCUCCUUUCGUUUUUAGGAGUGCAUCAACACUGUGCAAGACAUCAUAGGUCUUCUAAAUCUGCAUUCUUUUGCGCCUUUUUCCCAUCACACCUCUAGCGGUGGCAGCACACAAACGUACCUUAGAAUGACUCAACACCUCGUAAAUAGAAGAAAAAUAUUAAGCAUCGGAAGUAUAAAAGUUUAGCUGCAGAGUUUGAUCCAUUCAUUCAGAUAAUUUAUAUACAAAUCACUUCUAUUAGGGAUUUUUUUUUUUUUUU